AUGUAUCAAGUGCCCACUGCUCCCUUUGGUGAUAAGGCAGGCACCCAUUACAGCACCUCGUCCAGCGUCUACUCGCCGGUGGAAUCAGAGUAUGCGUUCAAUAAUCGCUCGAACCAUCAAAUCGUGGAAGAAGAAGAAGAAUUGGAUGGAAAUGACCUAGCCCAUUCUGACAGCUUCGAAACAAGCCAAUCUAUUCACCCUGAUCUAUCAAAUCAAACGUUCCAGUCGUACAUGACUGCCAACGGCAGCACUCCCAGCUUCUCGUCGAUUCAUAAUUCCCUUUUGAAAAAUGACAGUCAUGAUGAUUUAUCCAUGAAGAAACGUAAUUCAAUUACUUAUAUCAAUCCCAGUAGAUCAAACAAUCGAAAUUCUUAUGUGGUUAAUCUCGAUGACGAUGACGCCACUCCUAAAUUACCCACGUCCUCCACCUAUCCUCAUAUCGAUCGCAUUGACGAUUUCACUCCGGUUAUUGAUCAAAAUAAUCCAGGCGCCUUUUUAAAUGAUUCCUCAAAUCAUUUACCAAAUUCAGACUUCUUAACCCCAAAUGGUAGCAACGAUAAUAUCUCUUCUUCUUCUUCAUUCAAUCGUUUAAGUUCCAAUUUGAAAAAUAAAUCUCCCCAAUUACCUCAUCAAAGAUUAAGUAAUAAAUUUCAACGAUUAUCAAUUACUUUACAAAAUAAAAAUAAAUCAGGAGAUUCUUAUAAUUUCAUGAAUUCUUUCCAACAAAAUGUUGAUAAAGUUAAUGGCUCAAAUCAUAACUCUUCUUUAUCAAUUGCUGGUAGAACUUCAAAUUAUUAUAAUAAAAUUGAAGAAUCUCAACUGUCCACUAAGGAUGUCGAUGAAAUUAAUGAUGAUGAAAAUAAAUCACUUUCAAGUACUAUAAGUAGUAGAUCAAGUGAUAUUGAAAAUGAUACUACUAUCGAAAUUAGUAAACCUUAUAAUAAAAUUACUCCUCUAAAAGUUAUUAAAAAAUCAAGCAUUUCCAAUUUAAACUCAUCAGAUAUACCAAUCAGAAAAGAUUUAGUUAAUAAAUUUAAUAACUUAUCAAUGUCAGAACAAGAAAAAAAUGAUUUAUUCAUUGAAAAUUCAAAAAAUCCUUUAUCUUCAAAAUAUCCAAAUGGCUUAAACAUAAAUUUCACCGAUUCAAAACUUGAUCCUAAAAAUGAAAAUGAUUUACAAAAUGAAUCUAAUAAUACAUUCAAUGACUCAAACACUUAUCGUCAAUCCAUUGCAAGUGAAGCCGAUAGUCUCGAUGAAGAAGAUUUAUCUUCUCUUUUCAUUCGUGCUUUACAUCCUUUUGAUUCAAGUACUUUACAAUCAGAAUCUGAUGCUAGUAUUUGUUUAUCUUUUGAUAAAGAUGAUUUAGCUUUUGUUCAUACCAUUGAUGAAUCUGGUUGGGGUGAAGUCACGUUAGUUGAAUCUUUACAACGAGGUUGGAUUCCAAUGAAUUAUUUUAGUAUUGCAGUAUCUAAUAUCGAUGAUGAAGAUGAAGAAGAAGAUGAUGAUGAAGAUGAAAGUAAAAUUCCAAAUUCAGUUUAUUUAAAACCGCUUCUUCAUUCCUGUGGGAAAUAUUUAAUAAAUCCUUUAUCUCGUCAAACUCCUCGUGGUAAAUAUACUUUUUCAAUUAAAGUUAUUAAUUCUAUUAGAGAUGGGGUUAGAUUAUUAUUACAAGAAACUGAUUGUAUUUCAAGAAAUACUGAAAUUGUUACUAAAAAAAAUAUUGUUCGUAAAUCAAGAAAAUCUUUAUUACAAGAUUGGUUUAAAUUAACUCAAAAUGCCAUGGAAUAUAAAGGUACUUCAAAUUUUAAUAAAAUUGAAAUUUUAACUUUAAUGGUUUAUAGAGUUAUUAGAAAAGCAAUUUCUUUUUUACAAAUAUGGUCAAUUGAAAGUAAAGAAAUUAUUAAACGUGAAAAUGAAAAAAAAUUCCAAAAUGAUAUGACUUAUCCAAUAUUAUCAUCACCACCUUUAGCAAAACAAAGAGUUACCGAAAUUAAUUCAAUUCUUUAUUCUUAUUUAGGUAUGAUUAUUGGUCGUCUUGAUUUAAUUGAACAUAAUACAAAAGGUUGUGAAAUUUUAGAAACUUUAGCAUCUCAUAUUCUUUCCUCUUUAAGAGAAUUAUUAUUUAUUUCAAGAACCGGGUCAGAUUUUUCUCUGGAAAAAAUUAAUUCUUUAGAUGAUUCCUUAGAUGUAUUAUUUUCAUUAUCAAAUGAUUUGGUUUAUGGAGUUAAAUGUUUAAAAAUUAAAACUGAUAAUGAGACUGAUGACGAUAAAAAGCAUCUGUUUAAUAUUAACGGUGGUCAACAAAGUUCUCCUUCAAAAGACUAUUAUUAUACUCAGGAAGGGGGUGAUUUAAUUCAAGUUUCAUCUAAAAUGAUUAAAGCAAUUAGUGGUACUAUUGGUUCAAUUAGAAAAUUAUUAGAACUUACUGGUGAUUUUAAAUUAAGUGCAGCAAGAAGUUACAUUGAUUAUUCUAAAAUUAAAAUUGAACCAGAUGAUUUAAUUAAACAAUGUUCUCUUGCAAUUACUAAAAAUGAAUUUGUUAAAAAUCGUGAUUUAAAAGCUUUAAAACCAAAAGUCCCUAAUCAAAUUAAUCGUUAUUCUGCAGUUAUUUCUGGUCAAACUGGUAAACUUUGUUUAACUCCAAGUGGUGCUAAUUUAUUACAUGAUGCUAUUAUUGGUGAUGUUGAUGGUUCUUCUCCAAUGAAUAUAUCAAAUCCUGAAUUUGAACCAUAUGUUAAUAAUAAUACUUCCCAAAGUAAAUACAAUACUAAUGAUGAAUUAAUUAUUGAUGCAAAUGGUAACUUAUUAGGGGCUUCUUUUAAAGGUUUAGUCUUUACCUUAACUGAUGAAGAUUCACCACCAGAAUACUUUUUCGUUUCAACAUUUUUCAUUUGUUUCAGGAGUUUUGCUAGUGGUAUUGAUUUAAUUGAAGAAUUGAUUUCAAGAUUUGAUAUUAAAUAUACCAAUCAAAAUAAUGAAGAUUUAACUUUUGAAAUUAAAUUGAAAAAUAGAAGAAGAUUAGUAAUUAAAAUGUUCCAAUUAUGGAUGGAAUCUUACUGGAAUCAUGAAUUAGAUUAUUCUUUAUUAACUACCUUAAUGAAUUUUUUCAAUGAAGGUGUGGCAGUUCAUUUACCAUUAGACGCAAUUAGAUUAAUUGAUAUUGCAGCAAAAUUAUCGAGUAAACCAUUAAUUGAAAGUCGUUCAGGAUUUCUUAAUAGACCAGUUAAAACAACUCAACAAUUGAAAAAUCGAAAUAUUACCAUGACCAAAAUUACCAGAAAAAAUUCAGUUGGUAGUUUCAAUGGUUCAAUAUCUGAAUACUCAUUAAAUUCUCGUAAUUCAAUUAUAAAUGGAUUAGAAUUACUGAGGUUUGAUACUAAUAAAUCAACGGUUAAUUCACUAAAAUCAAUGGGAUUACCAAUGAUUGGUAAUCAAAAUAAUAAUCCAUUAAAUGAAACAUCAAUUAAUAAAAGUCAAUUAUAUAAAAUUGAAAGAUCAGUACUUCUAUUUAGAUCAAUUUUAGGAGAACUUUGGUGUGAUGCAAAAUAUGCUCAAAAAAAUUUUAUUAAUUUUAAUUUAGAAACAAUGUUAAUGAAAUGGUAUAAUAUUUGUGAUCAAAGUAUAGAAAUGCCAAAUAAUCGUCCUUACUUAUUUGAUUAUGCACCUUUAGAAAUUGCAAGACAAUUAACUAUCAUUGAAUCGCAUAUUUUCUGUUCAAUAAAACAUGAUGAGUUAUUAAAUGAAAAUUUUACUGCCAAAAGAGCUCAUUUAAAAUUAGCUCCUCAUAUUAGACAAUCAUUAUUAUUUACUAAUUGUUUGUCAUCAUAUGUUUUAGAAUCAAUUUUACAACCAGAUAUUAAUAUGAAAACAAGAAUUAAUGCAAUUAGAACUUGGUUAAAAGUUGCAUAUUCAUGUUUAAAAUUAAGAAAUUUUAAUUCAUUAGCAGCAAUUAUAACAUCUUUACAAUCACAUUUAAUUACAAGAUUAACUAAAGUCUGGCAAGGAUUACCUGAUAAAUAUCAAGAACUCAAUGAAUAUCUAAAAGGCAUCAUUCAUCCAGAAAAAAAUUACAGCGUUUAUCGUGCUGAAUUAAAAAUAUAUUUGGUUUCAAAUGAAUGUAAUGUUCCAGUGGUUCCUUAUUUUUCAUUAUUUUUACAAGAUUUAACUUUUGUCACUGAUGGUAAUCCAAAUUAUAGAAAAGCAAAUACUUUCUUAAAUCAAAAAUUAAUCAAUAUUGAUAAAUACUUAAAAAUUACUAGAAUUAUUGCUGACAUUGAAUCAUUGCAAAUUCCUUAUACCAGCUCUUCCAUUGAUAAUAGUAAAGAUCAAAAAAGAAGUAGUAUUUUCUUUGGAAUGAGUGGUGGUCCAGCUGCUGCUAAACAUGGUGGUCUUGAUGAUUGGCAAAUCACUUCUUUCCCAGCAUUACAAGAAUUAAUCCUAUUGGAUUUAUGGAAAGUCUGUCAAUUGAAUCGUCAAGAAGAUGAUCGUGCUUGGAAACUCAGUUGUCUGGUUCAACCAAGAGAAGCUUAUCAUUAA
Molecule: messenger RNA, 4536 nt
Organism: Hyphopichia burtonii NRRL Y-1933
Lineage: Eukaryota; Fungi; Ascomycota; Pichiomycetes; Serinales; Debaryomycetaceae
Gene: BUD5
Product: Ras family guanine nucleotide exchange factor
Exons: 1
Coding region: 1-4536 (1511 amino acids)
Biological process (GO): positive regulation of GTPase activity; Ras protein signal transduction
Cellular component (GO): plasma membrane
Molecular function (GO): protein binding; guanyl-nucleotide exchange factor activity
Source: RefSeq, a predicted model, not a curated record